AUGAACAAUAUUCGAAAUGAAGUGGAUGGAUAUCAAUCCCUAAUAUCAGCAACAAUUGAUUCUGAUUCAACAUCAACUGAUAGUGGUGAAUAUAUUGAUAUAAAAGCAUUUAAUAAUCCUUCGAAUUCACGUGCUCGAUUAUUUCUUACAUUAACAACAGCUGGUGCUCUUGAAGAAUAUGAAACUUUAAAAAGUUCAUCUAUUGAACGUCAAUCAUCUUCUCAACGUCUUCCACCACAACAAUCAAAUUCUCUUGUUGCAAAUAAUGCAGGUGAUUAUUAA
Molecule: messenger RNA, 282 nt
Organism: Rotaria sp. Silwood2
Lineage: Eukaryota; Metazoa; Rotifera; Eurotatoria; Philodinida; Philodinidae
Source: the annotation of a GenBank genome assembly